CUUUUAUCUAAACAGCUGUUUUUUAUUAUCAUUUUUUGGGAGUGAAUUGUUUUCUUUUUAUAAUUUUGUUAAUUUUCCGCAAACAAAUUAACAUUUUACCACAAAAUUAACAACAACUUAUAAAGAAAAUGACUGAAGAUAUUGAAAAAUACUUUAAAAAUCUUUUAAAAAAAAUCAAUGGAUUGUAUAUUAUACAAAUUACGGAUCGAGAUGGUGCACCCGUUAUGCGGGUUAGUCAAGAUAAAAAUGUCGAUUUUACUUUAACACCCCCAUUUAUAUCAACAUUUACCACAGCUAGCGAUCAAGCUGGGAAAUUGGGACUGGGACGUAAUAAAACAAUUAUAUCAAUGUAUUCCAACUAUCAGGUGGUUCAAAUGAAUAAAUUACCGUUGAUUUUAACAUUUGUUGGAUCCGAAAACUGCAAUACCGGCCAUAUUUUAGCAUUAGAACAUCAAUUGGAUGCCUAUUUAGAAGACAUGAGACUUGCUGUUAGUGAAGCUACAUAAAUGAAAAUUUCCAUACAUUUUCUUUCUCCUUGGUAUAAACUUUCUUCACUUCUCAAUAAAUAUAAGAAACAACAUUUUCCAAAUUUUUUUUUUGUAAAUUAUAUAUAUGUUACUAUGUAUAAGAUGCUUAAAUAAGAACAAAAUUAUAUAUUAAAUA
Molecule: messenger RNA, 663 nt
Organism: Lucilia sericata (common green bottle fly)
Lineage: Eukaryota; Metazoa; Arthropoda; Insecta; Diptera; Calliphoridae
Gene: Lamtor3
Product: ragulator complex protein LAMTOR3 homolog
Exons: 3
Coding region: 129-506 (125 amino acids)
Biological process (GO): positive regulation of TOR signaling; cellular response to amino acid stimulus
Cellular component (GO): Ragulator complex
Source: RefSeq, a predicted model, not a curated record